Messenger RNA from Podarcis raffonei (Aeolian wall lizard), 4911 nucleotides. RefSeq names its product ephrin B2 (gene EFNB2). The record is from RefSeq and is a predicted model, not a curated record. Lineage: Eukaryota; Metazoa; Chordata; Lepidosauria; Squamata; Lacertidae. Gene Ontology annotation, biological process: axon guidance; blood vessel morphogenesis; ephrin receptor signaling pathway. Gene Ontology annotation, cellular component: plasma membrane. Gene Ontology annotation, molecular function: ephrin receptor binding.
AGCGAGAGCGCGCCUUCCUCGGUGCGCCUUCGCCAGCAUUCAGCGCGUCGCCUCGCCUCGCCUGGUCGUCGUAGUCUUCGGCGCGGGCGCUGGGAGCCCGCCGGAGCCUUCUCGCUUGCCUCGGACGCCGGGAGGAAGGCUGCCUAUUUUUGCGGGUUGGUUUUGCCCUCGUCCCGGGCCAAGGAGAGGAUGAAGCCCCGUGGAUGCGCCGGGCGGGACCUGCUGCGUCUCCUUCUCCAGGUGGAUUUAUAGAGGCGGACAAGGACGCGCCGACGGGGGACUUGGGCGUUCCGGCGCUUUUCUCCCGUGCUCUCGCCGGCCUUCGCUCCGGUCCUUGGGGCGGCGGCGGCGCGGCGGGCGUCUCUCUCCUUGGCGGGCGCUUCCAGUUGGGGAUUGCGGCUCCUCCUCCUCCAUGCCGGCGCCCGGGCGCCCGACGCACUGAGCCGGCAGGGCGAGCUCCUUCCCUGCCCGGGAUCUGGUUGUGGCUCCUUCUUCUUGGCGGAGGAAUUGUGGACGCCGCCUUCGCUUGCCUGGUCGUCGUCCUCCUCGUCGUCGUCGUCUUCCUCCGCGGAGUUGGCGAGCCUUUGGGACAGGACCCGGCGGCGGCGGCAGCGCCCCCGACCAUGGUAGCGCGCCGGGGGGGAUCCCCGUUCGGGAGGUGCUGCUGGGGGAUCUGGGUGCUUUUGUGCCGGACGGUGCUGGCCAGCUCGCUGGUGCUCGAGCCCAUCUACUGGAACUCCUCCAACUCCAAAUUCCAUCCUGGACAAGGACUGGUACUAUACCCAAAGAUCGGAGACAAACUGGAUAUUAUAUGCCCGAAGGUGGACUCUAAAACUAGUGGCCAGUAUGAAUACUAUAAGGUCUAUAUGGUUGAUAAAGACCAAGCAGAUAGUUGCACUAUUAAAAAGGACAACACACCUCUGCUCAACUGUGCCAAGCCUGAUCAAGAUGUUAAGUUUACCAUCAAGUUUCAAGAAUUCAGCCCUAACCUCUGGGGACUGGAAUUUCAGAGAAACAAAGAUUAUUACAUCAUAUCAACAUCUAAUGGAUCACUGGAAGGCCUGGAUAACCAGGAGGGAGGGGUGUGUCAGACAAAAGCCAUGAAGAUCCUAAUGAAAGUUGGACAAGUUCCCAAUUCUGGUGGGUCCCCAAAUAAUGCUGAUCCAACUAAACGCCCGGAACAGGAAGCUGGUACCAACGGGAAAAGCUCUACAACAAGUCCCUUUGUAAAGGAUCAUGCAGGUCCCAACUCAGAUGGAAGCAAGGCUGGACAUUCCAGUAUCCUUGGUUCAGAGGUGGCCUUAUUCGCAGGGAUAGCUUCAGGGUCCAUCAUAUUCCUCAUCAUCAUCAUAACUCUGGUGGUUCUAUUGUUGAAGUAUCGGCGGAGACACAGGAAGCAUUCUCCCCAGCACACGACGACACUGUCACUUAGUACAUUAGCCACCCCCAAACGCAGUGGGAACAACAAUGGGUCUGAACCCAGUGACAUUAUCAUUCCUCUGAGGACUGCAGAUAGUGUCUUUUGCCCACACUAUGAAAAGGUCAGCGGCGACUAUGGACACCCAGUGUACAUCGUUCAAGAAAUGCCCCCUCAGAGCCCAGCAAACAUUUAUUACAAGGUCUGAUGAACACUCAGCGCGGUACCUUUUUUGAAGCUCUCUCUCUCUGGUCAAAAUGCUAUCUGUGACGCGGGGGGGUGGGGUGGGGUGGGGGGUUGUGAUGAGCCCCUGCGCUGGUUACUGGACCAGGCGCAGCGGAGGGAACGGCAAGCCCCACCCUGUGACAAGAGAGCCACGUUGAGAUGGACAGCUUCCCUAGUCUGUAGAAUUCCUGCCUUGGUGAACAAGCAUUUACUUGGAAGCUGGAAGGAUUUGCAUAGAAGAUACCUGCCCCCAUUGCUGUACGUUCAUCACCUCCGAAGCCAUGUGCUGCUGGCAUCCAGACACGUACGAAAAGCCCAGGGAAGAUGGAGCAACUCACGGAUGCUAAUGGUUUUUAGGCGUUUGGGGAGGGAGUCGGAAGUCAUCAAGCUUGAAACGCAGCCCUGUGACUUUGUGUGUACUCUUAAGAGCUUGCGGAUUUGUCAUACAGACCUGCUUUUAAGUAAGACUUUUUAAUCAUCCUUCUUGCUUUUAUUCAGUCCCUGAUGCAUUUAACUUCAGUCGGGUAGCAUUCUCCACACAAGCAUUCAUUCACACUCCUCAACCUACAUCACUACUGGAAAGCAUACAAUUAUUAUUCUUUUAUUUUUGCCAUUCCAUACACCAUCCGUUUGUGGUAGCAGCCUCACUUGAAUGAUUAGUGCUUUUGGGAUGGGUGGGGAGGGGAGGGUAGAACCGGGCUUGCUUAAUAAAGGAAUCUUCCGUCCCGAAGCUAGCUUGUCAGCAGAGCCAAGAAUAUGAGGAGGAAGGGCUGAUCGACUGUUGUUGCCUCUGGAAUAUCAACUGGGCCAAGCCAGACAAUUUAGGCAGCACAGCACUUUUGAUAUCUGGAGUUCUAGGAAGCAAGUUGGAACACACAGCAACACAAGCAGCUGAAUGGGGUCUGCAUUUGAAGGAUGCCAAGGUUGUUCUCCAAUAGCAAUGUGCGGGAGAGAAUAGUUCUCUCCCUUUAAAGUAGGACAAAGAGUGUAAGUAAAUGGACGUGCCUGGGAGACAAGACAAUAGUGAUAUAUGAGGGCAGGACUGCUGGGGUACUUACUGUGCCAGCAAUAAGAUGUACAGCUUUGAAUUAGCUGUAGCAAAAUCUCGGUCUGCUUCAAAUGACAUUUCUUUUUCUUUCUUUCUUUCUUUCUUUCUUUCCUUCCUUCCUUUCUUUUUGUUGAAAAAAUAAAAAGCAGACUCCGCUGCUAUGCUUAUCACAUUUUAAUUAAUCGCAGGACAGGGGAAAUUUUGUUUAAGAAAACAGCAACAUCUGACAUAGAAAAAUCACAUGCUUAACAGUCAAGAGGGCUAUAAUUCCAUCACUUAAAAAAAAAAAGCAUUCACAUCUCUGAAUAUUAAUCAGGAUUUUAUUUUUCCUCCAAUCAAGCCUUGUUUCUGGCAGUGCGUUUGCAAGGGAGCCCUGUACUCCCGACACUGCUGCUAUCUGGGGUAUUCUCUUUCAGAGUUAAAGCACAUAUGGUAAACUGCUUACAGUCCGUAAAGAUGCAAUACAUUUAGACAUACGAGAGGGAGAUGUAAGGUAUGACUUAUUUAUAGUAGGUGUAUAGAACCCAAGGAAUAUAAAGUAGCAGAUUUUGUUAUGAUUACUAAUAUAUAUAUCUAUAUAUAUAUAUAUCUAGAGAGAGAUUGCACAGACUCUACACCAGAAGAUGUGAAGUUCAUCUGUGGCAAUGCAUCCAAUCUUAAAUUGUCAGCGCUAAAGCAAAAUGACUGGGCAAGCCUUCUUGGGGGAGGGGGGGGCGGAAAUAGCUUCACUCCAAAAAAGAACAAUACUGAGAAAAUAACAAAGCCCUCUAAGCUGUCUUGCAUAACUCGUAGACUAGGAGAGACAAGCCCCAAAAUACCACAGAAUUGGCGUAACUGCAUCAUGUAUUUAACAACCUGAUGUUCUGAUGUGGGUUUUCUUUUUCUUUCUUUUUCUGUGUUAUGUCCCUGUUUUGUUCCCGCCCCUUUGCCUUACAAGAUGGAGUCCAUUCAGCUGGUCACAAAAUACGGAGAGUUUCAGUUUAGAGUUUCUGCUUGAAGCAUGGUUGCUUGUCCUCCUUCCCACCUCUUAUACCCUGGGGGAGGGUGGAGGAGAUCUACUUUUUUAUGUGCUAUGCAAAAUAGAUGUCUUUUCACAUGGUCCUGUUACCAUAGCAACGAUUCACUUUCUGGACUGGAAAGAACAUGUAACUACAGCAUUUUAAGGUUCUCAAACCUCCACUGAGCACGUGCAAAAAAAAAAAAAAAAAGAAGUACUGUCAUAGAAAUGAUUACUCUCUGUAUUUCCUGAACCUGAAAAUGAUGUUGGUCCAAGGAGAAGCAAAGAGGAAGGGAGGGUGGAAGAGAAUCAUGGUUCUGUGGGAGGUUACCAUGGUAACCAGCUACAAUACAGAUGUAGUUCUUUCCUAAAGCCUUCCUUUCUGUGAAUCCAUCCAUGAAAGAUUUUUUCUUGUAAGUCAUUAAGAUUUGAUUUGGGGGGGGGGAGGAGAGUUAAUAGAUGGGCCUGUUUUUUUUGGUUUUUGUUUUAAUCGAGAGUAUGUUUAGUUGGUUACAUUCUGAUCAUGUACUAAACUUUUCGAGGGGGAAAUAUUGGAUGAAUCAGUGGAGAAGGAGAAGAAGAAGCAACAACCUGCAACCAGUUUUAGGGGGGUGAGGAACAAAGAAAAGAAGAGCCCUGUGUAUCUGUGUUGUGUCUUGUGCAGAAUAAUGACAAUCUUACCAACUGUUCCUUUUAGUUGGUGUUUGGUUCAGCUUUGAAAAGUUACUGUAAAUGCCUUGCUUGUGUUACCCCUUGAAUCACCUAACUUUUUGAAAUUUACACCAUCAUGUCUAAAGAGUGAAGAUGCUGUAAAUAAGUUCAAGAUUUACUGUAUAUGGAUUUGGGGUGUUACAGUAGCCUUAUUCACCUUUUUAAAUAAAUAUAAAAUAAAAAUACACAUGGAAACGAGAAUAAACAUCUUUUCUUAACCAGAUUGUGUAUAUAGAGCAACAUUGGUUUUUUAAUAAAGUCUAAGCGAGAUGUUUUGUAUAAAAUCUGACUUUUGCUAUGUAUUUAGCUACAGCUUGUUUAAAGGCCGUAUCAUUCCCCCUUUGCACAGUAUCCAGGAAAAAAAAAAGAUAAGGUAUAAAAAAGGUUGCCAAAUUGCUGCAUAUUUGUGCUGUAAUUGUGUACCAUGAAUAUUUAUUUAAGAAUUCCUUUGUCCAGUUUGUAAGUAACACAGUAUUAUGCUUGAGUUAUAAAUAAUUUUUUUCUCUCUCUUUU